Molecule: messenger RNA, 1600 nt
Organism: Cyprinodon variegatus (sheepshead minnow)
Lineage: Eukaryota; Metazoa; Chordata; Actinopteri; Cyprinodontiformes; Cyprinodontidae
Gene: gpd1
Product: glycerol-3-phosphate dehydrogenase 1
Exons: 8
Coding region: 87-1145 (352 amino acids)
Biological process (GO): glycerol-3-phosphate catabolic process; carbohydrate metabolic process
Cellular component (GO): glycerol-3-phosphate dehydrogenase (FAD) complex; cytosol
Molecular function (GO): glycerol-3-phosphate dehydrogenase [NAD(P)+] activity; NAD binding; protein homodimerization activity
Source: RefSeq, a predicted model, not a curated record
UCUGCUAUAAAUCCAAUCUGCUCCAGUGCUCUGUACGCCCUCCCAGCAGCAGCUGCAGCCCUCUCUCUCUGUGGGAACCCAAACACAUGAUGAGUGCGCCAAAGAAAGUCUGUGUGAUCGGCUCUGGUAACUGGGGCUCUGCCAUUGCCAAGAUCGUGGGAGCCAACGCAGCAAAAUAUGACAAGUUUGACACCACAGUGAACAUGUGGGUGUUUGAGGAGACGGUGAACGGCAGGAAACUUUCAGAAAUCAUCAACUCAGACCAUGAGAAUGUGAAGUACCUUCCUGGACACAAGCUGCCCCCUAAUGUGGUAGCCGUUCCAGAUUUGGCGGAGUCUGUGAAGGGAGCUGAUAUCCUGAUUUUCGUGGUUCCUCACCAGUUCAUUUCAAAAGUGUGCGAAACCAUCAAAGAUCACAUAAAAAAGGAUACGAUUGGAAUGUCUCUCAUCAAGGGUGUAGAUGCAGGACCAGAGGGUCUGAAGCUCAUUUCCGAGGUCAUCCGGGAGAAACUCGGCAUCACCAUGACCGUCCUCAUGGGUGCAAACAUUGCCAAUGAAGUCGCUGAUGAGAAGUUCUGCGAAACAACUAUUGGGUGCAAAGACAAAGCUUAUGGACCACUGCUGAAGGAUCUGAUGCAGACCACAAACUUCCGUGUGACGGUGGUGGAAGAGUCUGAUGUGGUGGAGAUCUGCGGAGCACUCAAGAACAUAGUGGCGGUGGGAGCAGGCUUCUGCGACGGCCUUGGAUUCGGCGACAACACCAAAGCCGCGGUGAUCCGUCUCGGCCUAAUGGAGAUGAUUGCCUUCGCCAAGGUCUUCUGCACAGAUUGCCCCGUCUCCCCUGCCACCUUCCUGGAGAGCUGCGGCGUGGCUGACCUCAUCACCACCUGCUACGGAGGGCGCAACCGGAAGAUUGGAGAGGCGUUUGCAAAGACGGGGAAAAGCAUCGAGCAGUUGGAGAUUGAGCUGCUGAACGGACAGAAGCUUCAAGGUCCAGCGACAGCCAGCGAAGUCCACGUAGUCUUGAAGCAGAAGAACAUGGUGGACAAGUUUCCUCUUUUCACUGCUGUUUAUCAGAUCUGCUUCAAUGGCCACCCAGUCACAGAGUUCAUCAAGUGUUUGCAAAACCACCCUGAGCACUUGUGAGAGACUCAAAUAAUGGACUGAAGCUGGGAAAGACUUAUUAGAGCUACUGUGCAACCAAGUUUUUAAUGGGAGGGACAGUUUUUAUUAAUUUUGGUCUGAGCUUCAGACCUUCCCUUGUUGCAGUCACUUUGGGUCUAUUUCUAAAAUCUAAAAAAGAGAAAAAUGGGCUUUAUUUGCCCUGUGUUUACCUGACCUGCUGACAGAAGCACAUUUUCUGUUUUUACUGAUGGUUAAAUUGUUGUAAAGGACUUGAGUCUUAAAUCUUUUGAAAAAUUUGUCUUAAUUUGGCUAAAAAACGUACAAUAACCAAGGUCUUAUCAAAUGUUACAAAUGUGCCUUUUCAUUCAUAGGUUUCUCAUGAAAAAGGAAGCACUGAACUAAAACCACUCCAAUAAUGUAUUUUUUUUUUCAUUAAGAUUCAAUGAAAGUGCCCAAAAGUUUUACAUAAUGUAUUU